ACUUGAAAGUGCUCGGAAGUCGCCGGAUACACCGAAGCAUAUUAUAACUAAGCAAAUGUGAUUGGUAACUCAUUAAAAUUCAGCAUGGAAACUUUGUCUUAUACUCGCAUAUAUCGAGUCUGGUUGCUUCUGUUACUGCUGCUGAUGAUCACAAAAGUAUACGCCGUGUUGGCCACACCGCUGCCAGAUGAAAGUGCAACAUACUCGAAGACAGCUGCCACAAAUCACAGCGAGCCGAGCAAAACCAGCAACUAUUUUCUACACCAGCCUUACGGUCCAAAUACCUAUGCCUUUGGCUAUGAGAUUGAUGACGCGCAGACGGGCAACGUGCAGUUCCGAGAUGAGCGACGUUAUCUCAAUGGCAGCAUCGAGGGCAGCUAUGGCUAUGUGAGACCCGAUGCCCACAUCCAAGUGACACGCUACAAAGUCGAUGCCCAGAGCGGUUACUUGGCGCACACGCAAAGCUAUGCUCCGGGUGAACAGCAAGUGGCAACUAUUUGGCCAACAAAGCUGCCCGAGUUGUUCAAGGAUACACACAAAAUGGAGCCGCCUACGAAUGUGAGUUGGGAUGCCAAAAAUCACUUGAAUGUCAGCGUGGAUGAAGUCGAAGAUGAGAUUGCCAAGGAGCUGAGAGAACAGCAUGGCUUGGACCUAAAUCAUAUUAAUGUGGAGCAGGAUGUGCUGCAGCCAGCUGUGCUGGAUAUUGUGAAUGGCAAGACACCGCUAAAGCAGCAGCCGAAUGGCAGUUUGGCCUUUGAAACGCUGCACAAUUUUAUACCCAAUAAUUUGCCGCUUGUGCCAUUCGAAUUGCCAGCCCAAGAACUGUUAACCAAGUCAACAACAUCAGCAACAACAUUACCAGAGUCACCAAUGCUUGGCAAGUACGACAAAGCCAAGAGCAAUAAUGAUGAAAAGGCACCUCAAGUGGCCCCCUUAGCUAAGGUCUCCACAGUGCCACCUCCGCCCAGGCCAUUGGUCAAUAGCAGCAACAGCAACAAGAGCUCGAAUUGGUACAAGCAAAUCAUUCAAGCAAAUCGUCGUGAAUUCCUUGAGCAUUUACCAAAUUUGAAUAAAGUAAAUGCUUGAGAUAAAGACCCAAAGUUAUCGGCGGCACACUAAAUUAUACACAUUGAAAGAGAAUCACAAGUGCCUGCCUGCCUGCCCCACUAUGUCUAUAUAGUCUCUAUAGUAGCUGUGCCGACACGCCCCUUUUAACGUCUAAUAAAUAUUAGGUAAGCAGCAACGGCCCCGUCAUAAAAUCUUUCACUUUUCAUUGGUAAAAGUCAGCGACUCAUGAGUAACUUUAAUGACUUUGAUUUGCGUAAGUCUAAGUAGUUCAAACAAGAAUUCCAAAUAAAAAAAUGCGCUUAAAAGCAUAGAUAAAUGGCUUCAUUUUGUGGCACAAUUCGUGUAUCUUCCGGGUUGGUGGAAAAUUGGAGCAACCGAAUAUCGACUAUAAAUUUAAUGGUUAAACAAAGUCUUGGGCUUGCUAUUAUUAUUCAACAAUCGCCGCCUUUGAAGUGUAAGAGCACAACAAUUUAUGGGUUAAACGUUUUGUGGGUGAUAAACAGGUUUCCCUUGGGAUUACCAGCAAUCUGCACUCGCACUUGUAUUUCAAUUUUUGUAUCAUCAGGAAGCCAAUAAAUCUUUCUCUCUCACCUUUUCUCUCUCUCUCUUAUUGGUUUGCCAACACAAUAAAAAUCGCUAAACGGAAGGAAA
Messenger RNA from Drosophila innubila, 1719 nucleotides. RefSeq lists its product as uncharacterized. The record is from RefSeq and is a predicted model, not a curated record. The transcript has 3 exons. The coding region runs from base 85 to 1086 and encodes 333 amino acids. NCBI's taxonomy places the organism in Eukaryota, Metazoa, Arthropoda, Insecta, Diptera, Drosophilidae.